This is a messenger RNA of Balaenoptera acutorostrata (minke whale), 860 nucleotides long. RefSeq names its product calmodulin 3 (gene CALM3). The coding region runs from base 264 to 713 and encodes 149 amino acids. Gene Ontology annotation, molecular function: calcium ion binding. The record is from RefSeq and is a predicted model, not a curated record. The transcript has 6 exons. NCBI's taxonomy places the organism in Eukaryota, Metazoa, Chordata, Mammalia, Artiodactyla, Balaenopteridae.
GGGGAGAGGCGCGGAGGGAUCCGUGAGAGCCGCAGUGCGGCGGCGCGCGGACCGGGCGGGCCGGGGCCGGGUGAGGCGGGGCGCGCGCGGCGGCCGUUGAGGGACCGUUGGGGCGGGCGGCGGCGGCGGCGGCGGCGGCGGCGGCGCGCGCUGCGGGCAGUGAGUGUAGAGACGCGGACGCGCGGCGGAGCUCAAGCUGCUGCAGCUGCUGCCGCCGCCGGAGGAACCUUGAUCGCCGCGCUCCGGACACCCCGGGCCUCGCCAUGGCUGACCAGCUGACUGAGGAGCAGAUCGCAGAAUUCAAGGAGGCCUUCUCCCUCUUUGACAAGGAUGGAGAUGGCACCAUCACCACCAAGGAGCUGGGCACAGUGAUGAGAUCCCUGGGACAGAACCCCACUGAAGCCGAGCUGCAGGACAUGAUCAACGAGGUGGACGCGGAUGGGAACGGGACCAUUGACUUCCCGGAGUUCCUGACCAUGAUGGCCAGAAAGAUGAAGGAUACAGACAGCGAGGAGGAGAUCCGAGAGGCCUUCCGUGUCUUUGACAAGGAUGGCAAUGGCUACAUCAGCGCUGCAGAGCUGCGCCACGUCAUGACGAACCUGGGUGAGAAGCUGACCGAUGAGGAAGUGGAUGAGAUGAUCAGAGAGGCUGACAUCGAUGGAGACGGCCAGGUCAAUUACGAAGAGUUUGUACAGAUGAUGACUGCAAAGUGAAGGCCCCCGGGCAGCUGGUGAUGCCCGUUCUCUCGAUCUCUCUUCCCGCGCGCGCACUCUCUUCAACACUCCCCUGCGUAUCCCGGUUCUAGCAAACAGCAAUUGAUUGACUGAGAAUCUGAUAAAGCAACAAAAGAUUUGUCCCAA